Brenthis ino (lesser marbled fritillary) is the source of this 879-nucleotide messenger RNA. The record is from the annotation of a GenBank genome assembly. Lineage: Eukaryota; Metazoa; Arthropoda; Insecta; Lepidoptera; Nymphalidae.
AUGUAUCACAUGAAAAACAUUAUAGCUUUUGAAGAAGAAAUAGUGUUGCCAAAGUGCAUGUAUCGUUUAAAAAAUCCCAUCGACAUUAACGAAAAGGAUACAGAAAUCAAUAUAUGUGAUCAGGUUACCAAAUUUCUUAAGAAAAUGCCUAAUAAUCAGAAUUUUGAUUUAGAACAUAGACAAGAUAAGUUAUUACAGAAAUUAGAUGUCCUUUAUGACAGAAUUAAAAAGAUAAGUGUACUCUGUUUGCUAAAUGAUCAAUCAACCAAAUGUGAAAUAAGACAAAAAAAUAUAGUGGAUACAAAAGAACAAGAAGAAAUAGUUAUUAUUCUAAAUUCUGACAACCUGCCAUGGUUUUUGAACAUAUUUUUAAAAAACCUUCAGACACUUAAUGUCAAAUGGCAUAUACAUUCUUCUGUUUCUAACGCACAAGUAAACAAAAUAAAGGCAUUUUUUAAAAGAUUCCAUAACUUAUACCAGUUACAAGCAGAAUCAAAAAUCAACAUAAGGUUGAUAUUCAAAUGUGAUUCAACAACACCGGAACUAAAAAUUUCAUCCUUAGAUGUACCCAUUCUUGGCAAUGUAAAUAUAAUAAGAUAUUUGUGUCUUACAUACAAUGAUAUUGUCCCUUAUGACUACGAAAAUUAUGAAUUAGAUGGAUUUCUAGAUAUCUGUCAUCAACUUGAAAAUGCUGCAGACAAAAAGAAAGAAUUCUUUAUUAACACUAUAUUUAUGAACAACAAUAGCUCUAAGAGCUGGAUUAAUAAUAAUAAGUUUUCCAUAGCUGACUUAGCAAUUUUUAAUGCUAUAAAACAGUUGCAAACUGGAACUAAGAAUGUACCUCAAAAAUGGCUUGAUGAUUGUGAAAAAAUUAUUUUA